Aureobasidium namibiae CBS 147.97 is the source of this 840-nucleotide messenger RNA. Its product is annotated as DUF427-domain-containing protein. Lineage: Eukaryota; Fungi; Ascomycota; Dothideomycetes; Dothideales; Saccotheciaceae. The coding region runs from base 1 to 840 and encodes 279 amino acids. The record is from RefSeq and is a predicted model, not a curated record. The transcript has 3 exons.
AUGGCUGCCCCAGGACGCGAAGUUAACCUACCCACACUUGCCCGCCAUCUCGUCGAGAACGGCCCACACAAAACGCUCCCAACACCACGACGCGUGAGAAUCCUCAUCAACGGCGCUUGCAUUGCAGACACCCUCAACACAGGAGGAGCUCUGUUUGUCUGGGAGCACCCAUACUAUCCACAGCUUUAUGUUCCGAAAUCUGCUCUGCUUGAAAAUGUCAAAGGCUAUACUAUCGUCUAUGAAAACCAUCGAGAUGUCAAGGAUACUCAUGAUAAACCUAUUGCACAAACACUCAAAGUCAAAGUAACCCGCAACUCAGACAACAGCAUGAAAGAGGUCAAAGAUGGCUUCAUGGUCUUUCGCGACGAUCUCCCUGAGCGAGCCUCUCCACUCAACAACAUGCUCAAAGUCAACUUCAGCUGUGCAGACAAAUGGCUCGAAGAAGACACACCCAUGUUCGUCCACCCAAAAGACCCCUUCAAACGCAUCGACAUCCUGCACUGCUCGCGCCCCCUACGUGUCUCGCUCAACAACACCGUCAUCGCAAACUCCCCCUUCAGUCUCCAACUCCACGAGACUGGUCUUCGCGUGCGCUACUACGUUCCUCUAUCCUCCGUCGAUACCUCGGUAUUGCGUCCCAGUCAGACCACUACGCAGUGUCCGUAUAAAGGAACAGCAGAGUACUAUGAUGUAGUUGUGGGUGGUGAGACUUACAAGGACGUAGUCUGGUUCUAUACGCAGCCCACGGUGGAGUGCGCGGCUAUUGCUGGGUUGUGCUGUUUCUAUAAUGAGAAGGUUGAUAUGCAGAUCCAGAAUGGGGAUGAGUGGCAUAAAGCUUAG